Guillardia theta CCMP2712 is the source of this 1227-nucleotide messenger RNA. RefSeq lists its product as hypothetical. Gene Ontology annotation, biological process: nucleotide catabolic process. The transcript has 9 exons. The record is from RefSeq and is a predicted model, not a curated record. Lineage: Eukaryota; Cryptophyceae; Pyrenomonadales; Geminigeraceae. Gene Ontology annotation, molecular function: hydrolase activity. The annotation marks the transcript as partial.
AUCAAGAUCAUACACUUCAAUGACGUUUAUGAGAUUGAACCCAAGGCAAGAGAUCCUGUGGGAGGAGUUGCAAGAUUCAUCAAUCGCAUCAGAAACCGUCUAACUGAACUGCUGCAGUCCUACCCCGACAGUCUCGUGCUCUUCAGUGGCGACGCCCUGGCCCCGUCGCUAAUGAGCACCAUUACUAAGGGAGAGCACAUGGUCAAGUUCCUCAACAUGAUGAACAUCCGCGUCGCCUGCAUCGGGAACCAUGAGUUCGACUUCGGGGUAGAGCAUCUCACCAGGAGCUGCAUUGACGAGACCAACUUUCCCUGGCUCAUCUCCAACGCCUGGGACGCGAGGACGGGGGAGAGGCUGGCGGGAGGGAAGGAGACGGCGAUGGUCGAGCAUGGAGGAUGGAGGAUCGGAGUGAUGGGGCUGAUUGAGGAGGAAUGGCUGGCGACGCUGGCGACGCUGGAUCAGGACGAGGUGAUCUACAGGGACUAUGUGGAGGUCGGGAGGGAGCUGGAGCAGAAGCUGAGGAGGGAGGGAGCUGACGUCGUCAUCGCCCUGACUCACAUGAGGAGGCCCAACGACAGGAGGCUGGCGGCAGAGGUGCCGGAGCUGGACUUGAUCCUUGGAGGACACGAUCACGAGGUGGUGAGAGAGGAGGUGGGAGGAGUGGAGAUCAUCAAGUCGGGGACGGACUUCAGAUACUUCUCAAGGAUAGAGAUGAGGGGCAUCGGGGAGGGGAAGCCGAAGAUCGAGUGCGUGGUGGAGGAGGUGAAGGAGGAGGACGAGAGCGACGAGGAGGCGAGCAAGUUGGUGGAGAUGUACAAAGAGGAGCUCGCCAAGUCGAUGGACAAGAUUCUUGGGGAGCUCGGGUGCUCCAUCGACGCAACCUUUGCUCACAUCCGAACAAGGGAAACCAACGCUGGCAACUGGAUCGCAGAUUGUGUACGUGAUGGGAUAGAGAACAACGGCAUCCAUGUCGACGUCGUCCUGAUCAACUCAGGAACUUUGCGGGCUGACGAUAUCUUUCCUCCUGGCCCUUUCCUGAUGAAGGACCUUGUAACGCUUCUCCCGAUGCUCGACGAGCUCUGCGUCAUUCAGUUGACGGGAGCGCAGCUGCUGGAAGCGCUUGAGAAUGGUGUUUGUAUGUAUCCAAAAUUGGAAGGAAGAUUUCCGUGUGUGUCUGGAGUUCGUUUUGAGUUCGACCCCGACAUGCCUGCUGGAAGAAGAAUUAUA